Messenger RNA from Pseudophryne corroboree (corroboree frog), 540 nucleotides. RefSeq names its product proline-rich proteoglycan 2-like. The record is from RefSeq and is a predicted model, not a curated record. The transcript has a single exon. NCBI's taxonomy places the organism in Eukaryota, Metazoa, Chordata, Amphibia, Anura, Myobatrachidae. Bases 1 to 540 code for a protein of 179 amino acids.
AUGCAGACACCACACCCAGGCAGCCACUUGCAGACACCACCCCCAGGCAACCCCAUGCAGACACCAGGCCCAGGCAGCCCCAUGCAGACACCAGGCAGCCCCAUGCAGACACCACCCCCAGGCAGCCACAUGCAGUCACCACCUCCAGGCAGCCCCAUUCAAUCACCACACCCAGGCAGCCCCAUGCAGUCACCACCCACAGGCAGCCCCAUGCAGACACCACCCACGGGCAGCCCCAUGCAGUCACCACACCCAGGCAGCUCUAUGCAGACACCACCCACAGGCAGCCCCAUGCAGUCACCACCCACAGGCAGCUCCAUGCAGACACCACCCACAGGCAGCCCCAUGCAGUCACCACCCACAGGCAGCUCCAUGCAGACUCCACCCACAGGCAGCCUCAUGCAGUCACCACCCCCAGUCAGCCCCAUGCAGACAACAGGCCCAGGCAGCUCCAUGCAGACACAAGGCCCAGGCAGCUCCAUGCAGACACCAGCCCCAGGCAGCCCCAUGCAGACACCAGCCCCAGGCAACUCCAUGUAG